Molecule: messenger RNA, 548 nt
Organism: Plectropomus leopardus (leopard coralgrouper)
Lineage: Eukaryota; Metazoa; Chordata; Actinopteri; Perciformes; Serranidae
Source: RefSeq, a predicted model, not a curated record
AAAACCUAAAUGACAUGGAAAUAAUCUACGAUGAGGUGAAGACACUGGAGGAGAAGAUAUGCGAUACAACUCCUGCCAUAACAGAAAAUGAAAAGAAAGCUCCUUUGUGUACUCUACUUCAUCUACUGGCAGCAAGUUUGGGGAUUAUUUGUGUCAUCUUGGUGUUGGUCGUAAUCGCAGUCAGUAUCCACUUCAACACAGUCAAGUCCGAGCAGCACAGAGAAUACAUCAUGUUAACGGCACAGAAUCUGCAGCUGAAGACAGAAAAGAGCGACUUAGAGAGACGGACAGAGGAGCUGAUCAGAGAGAGAGACGGACUCAACUGGACCGUCGGAGUCAUACUGGAAUACGAGAACUUCCCAGUGAAGACAUACUGCUCACAGAAAGUGUGUAAACCUUGUCUGGACAACUGGGUGUUGUUUCAGUCAAGCUGUUACCUGUUUACAAAAUCUAAUUUGUCCUUCGGUUGGAGGACUUGGCAGGAAAGCCGCGAUGAGUGCAGCAAAGUGAAGGCAGAUCUGGUGGUGAUUGACAGCCAGGAGGAACAG